This is a messenger RNA of Myxozyma melibiosi, 382 nucleotides long. RefSeq lists its product as uncharacterized. Lineage: Eukaryota; Fungi; Ascomycota; Lipomycetes; Lipomycetales; Lipomycetaceae. Bases 111 to 341 code for a protein of 76 amino acids. The transcript has 2 exons. The record is from RefSeq and is a predicted model, not a curated record.
GUGUCCAAAGUGAUAUGCGAUGAUGGUAUGCGAUGUGGUAUCCAAAGUGAUAUGCGAUGUGGUAUGCGAUGUGGUAUCCAAAGUGAUAUGCGGUGUUGUGUCCAAAGUGUAUGCGGAUCCGGUGUUGUGUCCAGAAUGUUAUGCGAUGUGUAUGCAGUGUUAAAUGCGAUGUUGUAUGCAAUGUCGUAGCCCAAGUGUAUGCGAUGUCGUAUGUGAUGUUGUGUCCAAAGGUGUAUGCAAAUGCAGUGUUGUAUGCGAAUGCGAUGUUGUAUGCAAAUGUAGUGGUAUAUGCAAUGCUGUAUGCGAAUGCGAAGGUCCAAAAGCAGAUGCUCCUGAAAUGAAAUGUGCGUGGAAUCAGAAGUAAUACCCUCAUCCCACCACU